AGUAAUCUAAAAUGGCGAAUGUACGUGACAGUGAUACUUCUUUAUGGCUUCAUAAUAAACUUGGAAUUUCGAACGAUUCUUGGACAGGAGGUUCAAUAUGUUCACAAUUAAACGCCGAAGUAUUGAGAAAUAUAAAAGACUGCUUUCCAGAUUUGCAAACCCAAGUCAAACUGAAGUUAUUACUAAGUUUUUUUCACAUCCCGCGCAGAAAUUUGGAAGAGUGGAAGGCAGAACUUGAUCAAAUUUUAGAGGUAGCUGUGGGAGAUUCUGAAUUGUGGGUGGCAAUGUUAGCAGACGCAUUAAGAACAUAUCCCUCUUCUGGGUCUCUAAAUACAGAAAUCUCAGAUGUAGAUGAAGUGAGACCCAUUUUUAAUGAUUUAGUAAGUGAUUUGCGUAAACUUGUACGCAAGCAGAAUGACCAUAACAUGUUACCCAUGGAGUGUCACUAUUUGAAUAAGGCAGCAUUGGUGUCAGUUGUUGGUCAUAAACUGGAACCUCUGAAACAUUUCACAAUAAAGAAGAAGCCUAAAUCAGCAUUGCUUAGAGCAGAUUUACUUCAAAAAUCUAUAGAUGCAGCCUCAAAUAUGAACAAGAAAUCAAGUGCACCUGUUAUACCAGUUAGGUCAAGGGGCAUGCCAAGGAAGAUGACAGAUACAACUCCUUUAAAAGGAAUUCCAAGCAGAGUACCAACUUCAGGAUUUAGGUCAGCAUUAAGUAGUAAUACUAAUCGACCGCCCUUAAGAGGUCCAGCUGGAAGAAAAGAAGGUGGUGUCAAGCUAUUGGACAUUGCUGACCAGCCAUUAGGCUACGCUGCAGCCAAGAAAAGAAAGAAAAUGCAAGAAAUGGAAGAUGCAAAAAAAGCAACAGAAAAUGCAGUAUUGCAAAGCCCUCCUCAAGCUCCCACUACCCCUGGUACUGCAACUCCAGAUUAUGCAGCUGGUUUGGCUCCUGCUCCAACAUAUGCUCCUCCAACACCUCAGCCUACAACACCAUCUGCAGGUAUUUUCUACUGCUCCAACAACGUCGAUACCUCAACCUACAUUCAGCCUCCUCCUACGCCCGCAGUCCUAACUCCUGUAGUAUCAACACCUACAGCUCAACAGAUCUCACCUCCCACUCCGGCCCCGAUUCCUACACCUCAACCAGUGGCGGUCACACAACAAUUCAUUCAAACACUGCGGCCUGUACCUCCUCUACUGGCAACAACACCAAGUGGUCAAAGAACGAUCAUAUCUACGGAACAUGUCCAACAAGUUCAGCAACAGGUGCAAGCCCAGCAGAUCAUCGGCACUCCCGUUGUGGUCACUCAGCGGCCGAUUCAGCAACCUCAACAGACUGUAACUCAUAUCAGAAUUCAUCCCCAACCAACAUCGAAUGUAUUACAAAGAAGAGGUCUUGCCCUUACAAGAGAACAAAUGUUGGAAGCCCAAGACAUGUUCCGCACUGCCAACAAGGUCACUCGACCAGAAAAAGCUCUCAUCCUCGGAUUCAUGGCUGGCUCCAGGGACAACCCUUGCCCGCAUCUUGGCAACAUAGUCACUAUAAAAGCUUUCAGAAGAUCAAGAAAACGUGUUGCAACCGGACGAUACGUACCUUACGAUGCUCGUAGAGACGCAUUUCCAGAUGAACUACAACAACGGAGAGUGGAAGAGGAUAAAAAAAUACAGACACGUGGAAAAUAUGGUGGAACAGAUUCCGCAAAAUGCUCCAACAGCUGCUUUGGUUUGACAGAAUGUUGUUGGGUAGUAGUAGUCUGGUUAGAAGAGAGAUGGUGUUUCGAGAUUUAUAGAGUAUGUAUGUAUGUAUGCUUAACAAAUAAAUCUAAGAUGAUCUAGGAGGAAAUGUUACAACAUGAGUACAGUACAGAUACAACAGUAUCAUCUCGUCAUUGGAAAAUGGUCCAGCAUUGGUUGUAUCUUUAAAUAGUACAUUAUAAAUUGAUUUUUUAAUUGCAUGUACAGGGUUUUCUCAACCUAAUUAAAUAGUCUAAAAGCAUGGUAUUUUAAGCCAUAUUCAAAAUGGAAUUUCAACAAAAAGAAUUUUUCCAUUGUUUUCCAAUCUACAUUGACCAAGACAUAUUAAAAUACGAACAAUAAUUAACCAAUAUGUGCUCAGAGUAGAGUAUUCAUCAGUGCCUAUUCCGUAUUCAUCAUUUUGAAUGCAGAGCCGUUUGGAUUCAUAGACCUUAUUCGGUAUAUUAAACAUUGCAUUCUUUUAUGGGUGAGAUUAGUUGGGCUACAUCUGGGAAUACUCAAUAUAUGUUGAAUUUUUUUCACUGAAGUUUUAUUUUUACUGGAAUUUGUAUCAUAUUAUGAAUUAUCUAUUAUUUAACGAGUUAUGAGUUAUUGUUAAUUUAUGUGAUACAUUGGAUAUAUUAGAUAUAUUUCGCAACUAUACUUUACAAAUAAUUCAUGAAGGUGACUUAUUUUCAUAGCGACCAUCCCAGUUAUAUGUACAGUUAUGAAAAAAUAUCUGACUAUAGGGUAUUAAGACAACGCAACGAAGUGAGAAACAAUAUCAUAUAUAGCAUUUUUCAUAUAAAAAAGCUUGCACGUCAUUCAAGAUUUAUGUCGUCAGUACCAUACAGCGUUGCCAAAACAUCAGAAUAGUUAGUAAGUAAGGAAUUUUUAAAAUGUCAACUAUUUAUCAAACUAUUAUAUUAACAGUAAAUACACUUAGUUUUAAGACUACUGCAACACAUUAAAAUACAUAAGAAAACAUUUUAAUACAAAAUUAUAUAUUCUAAAGUUUAAACUUACUUCUUUUAGGGCUUUAAUAGUAAAAGCGUCCCGCCAUUAUUGCUUGUUCAAAAUAAUCUAUCUUAUAUGAAAGUUUAGCUUUCUUUGGCAUAUCACAAUCACAAUACACAACAAAGCGUUAGUUUUUAAAGCUAUUAGUCUAAAUUGGAUAUGUAUUUAUAAAUAAAAUUUAUUAAUAUAUAAUAUAUUAUGAUCAAAUUGUGUAAGAAAUCAAAACAUAAACAAAAUUCCUACCCUAAAAAAGCGGCAACACUUUAUACACUUUUGCCACAGGCUUAACUGUCAAUAAAAUUUGAAGUAUUUCUGUAUCAGUUGCGUACAAUUGUCUAAUAUAUUUAAUUAUUAUUUUGUGGAGUAUUAGACUUAAACAGUUAUUUCAUAAAAUUUAUAUUAUUAAUAACAAAUGUUUUUGGUUAUUUAAUCAAUAUAAUUCUAAAAUUCCCAAUAUAAUGAUGAUUACAUUUUUCUGAUUUUUAUACCAUGUAGCCGCCUAUGAAAGAUCGAGCAGUUCCGUAUGGGUUUCGUAUUAUUAGCUGUGUUAGGAAAAUUUGAACUCUAAGGUUGAUGUUCUGGAAAUUUAAAUACAAGUGACGUCACUUUGUAUAAAACGUGACGUGCAAGUGUUUUACUUUGAAAAAUGGUAUAGACUUGUAUGUCCGAGAAAUAACAUGUAACCACAUGUCUGUGAUAUACCCGUAAGCUCUAUAAGCAGUCAUGUCUGUACAGUAUUGCAGAAAGAAAGUUUAUUUUUAGAUGGUCUGGGAAAAAAUUAUAUCUUUGUGAUUAAAAGAUUUAAAAGCAGGUUCAUAUAUUAUAUAAAAUCAGUAAAACAGUUUCUUUAAUGUCAAUUCAUAAAAAAUAACAUACUAAAUUCUUAACGGCAUAAAUAAAACAAUUUAUUCUGAACAAUUACAAUUUUAUAAUUUUUAUUAAAACUAUUUUAAAUUUAAUUUUGAAAAAGUCAACCACGUUCAGCCAAGCAAUAGCCCAAUCUGUUGUACAAUUUCCUUUGGGUGUUCAACAACUUUUCAGGUGUUACGGUUUGAAAGACAUGAAUAAUUUUUUGACGUAACUCGUCUAAAAUGUCCGGCACGUUCAUGAUCAUGUCUGUAAAUUUGUUGCUUCAUAUAACCCCAUACGAAAAAGUCCAAAGGUGCAAGAUCAGGAGAACGAGGGGGCAUUUUUAUGAUACAUUUUGUACUAAUCACUCUAUCUAGAAAAGUAAUGUUUACCCUACGGUAACAGAUUGAUUGUGAUGGCCAGCUAAGAAAAAGAAGACUUACCUGUAAACAAUAAUGUGCUCACAAAACUCCAUCUGCCGUUCAUAAUCAGUAGGAAUUUUUUUUGCAAUUUGUAGCAAUGGUACUUGAUUCUUUUUUAAAUCUUUCGUACAGUUCUAGCACUAAUACCAGUUUCUCUUGAAAUAAGGGUGCUUUUACAAGGAAAAUUGUUUUCAGCUAGACUACAUACGGCAGUUUCACGCUGUUCCCGUUUUUCAUUAAUUACACGAGCUGGUUGAAUUUCAUCUUCAUCACUAUCCGUGCAUUGUCUACAAUUCUUGAAACGACUAGCUUUUUCAAAUAUAAAAAUAUUGUGAAUUGCAAAUUUUUUUGGUACAAGGCCUUUGAAUAAAACGAAAACCUUACGAUUAUAUCGUCGGCACUACUUCCGGAAUAAUGUCAUUUAAUAAUUUGAAUUUUAUGACAGUUGUGAAGGUUACCAUUUUCCUAACUUGAAAUAUGAAUUUCUUCUUUAUGUUUGGCAUCACUUAAACUAGUGAUGAUACCCUUUUGCACUCACGGUUUUAUUCACAACUUACUCCAAAUAUAUAUUAACAAAAUACACUGGUGCUCUAUAAAAUGGAGUAGAUAUUUUAAAGUAUUCAACAUUUGUUGCGUAUGUGCUGUAUGUUCAUUUCUUGAACUUCCAACAUUAUAUAAAAUAACACUUCCAGUAAUGAUUAAAAUGUCUCAAUUUAAUUGAACAUCUAAAUUGUAAAUACUUUAUAGUUAUAGACGAGUAAAAAGUAACUGGAGAUAACACCAAAAUAUUGUAAUAGAUAUACAGGGUAUUCCAUUAUUCUUUUAUAGUAAAUUGGGAAAAUCAAACAUUUUUAAGUACAAAAAUUAUUAACAAGAAAUUAUUUUCUAUUUUGUGAUAAUUUGAAUACUCUGCAUAAUUAUUACAUUUAGCAUAACAUUACAUACUUUGAUUUUUUUCUGAUUGUAAAUAAUUGAUUUAAGUUGAAUAAGACAGGUUUUCUGAGUGUGGACUGAUGUAAGUGUACAUAUUGUUUGACAACUAUUGUAUUUUCGCUAAAUACUUUUAAAGUUUUUAUACAUAUUAAAAGAUUUAUACAGUAUGAACGUUAGCAGAAAUGUGUAUAUAUAUCUUAGCUCAUUGUUCUAUUUAUUGUUUUUCUUUUACAAUGCCUAAUUGUAUAAAUUUUUGUGUCCGAAUGUGUUAAUUAAUUUUGAAACUUGUUAAUUUUUGUGCAACAUUUUUGUAAAUAUUGUUGAAAGAUAUAUUAAAACUGAUAUUUUUUA
Diabrotica balteata is the source of this 5305-nucleotide messenger RNA. The record is from the annotation of a GenBank genome assembly. NCBI's taxonomy places the organism in Eukaryota, Metazoa, Arthropoda, Insecta, Coleoptera, Chrysomelidae.